Onychomys torridus (southern grasshopper mouse) is the source of this 661-nucleotide messenger RNA. RefSeq names its product ribonuclease P/MRP subunit p14 (gene Rpp14). Bases 282 to 650 code for a protein of 122 amino acids. Gene Ontology annotation, cellular component: ribonuclease P complex. NCBI's taxonomy places the organism in Eukaryota, Metazoa, Chordata, Mammalia, Rodentia, Cricetidae. Gene Ontology annotation, biological process: tRNA 5'-leader removal. The record is from RefSeq and is a predicted model, not a curated record. The transcript has 6 exons.
UCCGCUUGCGCGUUCUCGUCUGUAGGGCGGAGCGGAAAGGAGUCAAAUGUAAAGACACCAGCUUUGCAGUCCCAAACCUGGGCUGCUGACUCCCACCCAUUCCGAAUUCUAGCAACGCGCAGGCGACAGGAACGUGGCUGUUCCAGGGAGAGGAUUCGUUCUGCGCCGGGGCCGCUUAACCCCGCUCGGCAGGUGCAAGUGCGCAUGCGCGAGGCGGGCGCCAGGUGGAAGUGCGGCUGGCCAGAGGAGCCUUGCCGUUGCCAGGUAUCCCAUGUUUGAAGAUGCCAGCUACUGCAUAUGAAAGAGUGGUUUACAAGAGCCCCUCAGAGUACCACUACAUGAAAGUCUGCUUAGAGUUUCAAGAACAUGGAGUUGGACUGAAUGCAGCCCAGUUCAGACAGCUGCUUGUUUCAGCCCUGAAGGACCUGUUUGGGGAGAUUGGUGCUGCUUUGCCUGUGGAUGUCCUAACCUAUGAAGAGAAGACCUUGUCAGCCAUCUUGAGAGUAUGCAGCAGUGGUCUGGCUAAAUUGUGGAGCUCUUUGACCUUGUUCGGAGCCUAUAAAAACAAGAAGUGUGCUUUCAGAGUGAUUCAGGUGUCUCCCUUUCUCCUUGCAUUAUCUGGUAAUAGCAGGGAACAAGUAUUGGAUUGAAUACUCUUACA